AUGGACGCGUCCAUGCAGCCAGUCGCUAUCCCUCGCCAGCAGCUAGGCAUUGACCGGUUGCCGACACGGCGCAUAAGUAAUGAGCCGCGAGAGUCUAUGAACUGCAAGUCGUGCAGAAAGCGAAAGAUCAAAUGCAACCGCCUGCGGCCAUCAUGCGAGGCAUGCCAGGUCUUUCAAUGCCCUUGCGUGUACGACGCGGUCCCAAAGAAACGAGGGCCCAAGACAGAUGUCCUUGAAGCACUGCUGAAGCGAGUAGACGGCUUGGAAGCACGUCUCAAGCAUGAGAAGAAGUCAGGCAGCGAGUCCAACGCAGACGAUGGACAGUCGGCUUCUCCAAAUGAAUCAGAGCACAACAACCCUCUAGUUGCGGCAGAUUCGACUGCAUAUUCACCUGUUGAACCCGUACCCAAGCGCGCAAGAGCGCCUACAAUCCAAAGUAUCGCCCAGCCCAGGCGUUCACACGAUGCUGUACCCUCUCCGCCUUUGACAUCCGAGCCGCCUCCAGAAGUCCAGACCGAAACGCUCCUAGACACGUACUUUGCACAGUUUCAUGGCAAGCCCUACUUCAUUGUGGAAGAAGCAUCCUUCCGCCACCGCUACCAGGCGAAGCAGCUUCCGUCGUACCUCUCCAGCGCGAUCUUUGCUGUCGCUGCCCGCUACGCACCACACCCAGGCGGCAGCCAGGCUGCUGUGCGGCUGAGUGAGAGACUCGCCAUCCAAUCCAGAAAUGAGAUCGACACCGAUGAGCCAUGUAUGGACUCCUUGCAAGCCAUGCUGCUGCUGGUGACUGCGUUCACCGCUGCUGGAAAAGGGCGAAGAGCAUAUAUGCUUAUGAGCAUGGCGGUUGGCAUGGCCAUCGCUCUCGAGCUGCAUCGCGAGGUCGACGCCAACUCUCGCCUAUCAGUCACGGAGCGCGAGUCCAGACGUCGCAUCUUCUGGACCUGUUAUCUACUGGACCGGUUCAUGGCAUGCGGCUCCAAGCGACCGUGCCUGAUUAGCGACAAGACAAUCCUGUUGCGACUGCCAUGUUGGACGCCAAUUGGAUCGAAUGUGGCCGUCGAGGGCGAGUUCUUCCAGCGAGGCUCGAAUCUCCACUACCUGCAGGGGAGCGGAAAGAAGUCUCAAGGCAGUAGCGGCAUGCUGAUUGACAUCAGUCGAAUAUUGGGUGUCACCAAUCAAUAUCUGGCAGCCGGGGGCAUCAAGGGCGACUCGCAUUUCCCAUGGCACUCCUUAUCGCAUCUUUCAAGGAUACGGCAGGACCUGGACAUCUGGGCAUCUGGGACAGACAAUGUCUUUUCAAGCGUAGCCAGCUUGUUCGGUCAACAUGACUCCACCGUCCUGGUUCUCAGCAAGCUCAUCUACCACCUGGUCCAUUGUCUGGUAUACCGGCCAUUUCUUCCGAUCGACUUGGCAGAGCUCGCCGGCAGCGGCCAACAUCAGUCUUGGCAGAUUGAAGCCACGCAUAUGUGCUUUCUGCAUGCGAAUGCCAUGGCCGAGCUUGUCGAGUUGGGCAAGCAGAAUUCGACCAUCCAGUGGCCCGCGUUUGUGGGAUACUGCAUUUGCACAGCCGGCACCGUCCAUAUACAUGGCGCACACUACAACAACAAUGGCACAAGCAGUGGCGCUGAUGUUUUUGCGUCCUCGGCGGUGUUCCUGUCACGAGAAAUGCAGCAGCUCAACGAGUUGCGCUACACCUGGACCAGCGCCCAACACCAGAAGCAGACACUGCAGGCUAUCUACAAUGCUCAUGCCGAGCUGAUCAAGGGCAUUGCGUCGGACCUUAUCCGCCAAUCACCCGUUUUCCAUCUCGAGGACUUCUUUGACAGAUACGCCAAUGUGACAAGUCACGACGGACACCCAUACUCUUUCGACCCUGCAUAUCUCAGCCUGUCGGAUAUUGUCCUUGACCUCAACACCGAUACGUACACGAGCCACGAAAUUUACGCCCCGCGUACGUCCGUGUACGCCGAAACCUCUUACCUCGGAGAUCGGCCCAACCUCAAGAGAAAGGCAUCACACAACGACGGUGGUGAGGACUUUGGCACAGGCUCGAUUGCCGCCUUGCCUGGCACUAUGUCAAACGCCACAUUCGACGAGCGGCAGUACGCCAUGGCCGGCGAGCAGCAUGCGCAACCCAUCAUGUUCAGUCCCGUGUCCGUUCAGUCACAGCUUGGAGGUGCGAUCGGUGGUCAGCUGGUCCCACCUCGCAGGGAGUCUCUGCUGUCCAAUCACGACGCAAACAACGCCAGCUUAGGUUCUCAUGCCGGUGGCGGAUUUCCGACCUCGAUCCAGCAGCAUCCACAACAACCGCAACCUCCCCAGCAAGCCAGACCGCCAGUACCAACACUUGGAUCUAACACGCUGUCGCCUGCGUACAACUUUGCCACACCAAUAGCGCAUCUAGAUCAUUUGAAUUCUGCCGAGAUGCGAGGCAGCGACCCGAUGUUCGGAACAGUCCCAACAAACGCAUACUCAUCGCCAGCUGCGUGGCACGGAGAACCGGAGAACAAACAGUCUCAGCUGAGCAUCGCCACCGCCCUGGCCCAAAGUCCAGGCGCUGCAAGCCAGCAAGGAAGUGCUGGAACAGGCCCGGAAGAAAAGGACCCGUUCCUCAGCCUUCUCGAGCAGUUAGCCGAGAAUGAGCAGGGCCGGGGAAACGAGCUCGACUUCUUCCUGGCUGGCUCGCAUGGGUAG
This is a messenger RNA of Microdochium trichocladiopsis, 2694 nucleotides long. RefSeq names its product fungal-specific transcription factor domain-containing protein. Lineage: Eukaryota; Fungi; Ascomycota; Sordariomycetes; Xylariales; Microdochiaceae. The record is from RefSeq and is a predicted model, not a curated record. The coding region runs from base 1 to 2694 and encodes 897 amino acids. The transcript has 6 exons. Gene Ontology annotation, cellular component: nucleus. Gene Ontology annotation, biological process: DNA-templated transcription; regulation of DNA-templated transcription. Gene Ontology annotation, molecular function: DNA binding; DNA-binding transcription factor activity, RNA polymerase II-specific; zinc ion binding.